CGUCAUUUCGACAUUUUAGACACAGAUAAAUAAAGACUUGAUUUUAGAACAAAGCUUGAAAUGCAUUAAAAUUAUAUAUAAUAAUUUACAAUUCAAGGCCUGUUUUUAUUGAUUCUCAUUUUAACUUAAAAUACAGCUACCUACUAAUAUUUCGGAACAAUAAAUUCCCCGUCAGGGUCAUGGGAAAAAAGGACAAUAACAAUAAGAAAAAGGGUAAAGAAAAUGUGACCGGGAAAUUAGUCCUAGUAGCUAUCAAGAAUCUGACCAAAAACACAGGCUGGACCGCCAGGACGAUCAUAAAAUAUAUCAAGAUGGAGUACAACAUUGCAGAUCCUAAGCUGAGCCUGAAUGUUAGCAGAGCAUUGACCCGAGGAGCCAAAUUAGGGUUGCUUCACGCCGCCGGUAACCGAUACCGCCUCAACGAGAUGUCGGGCCUCGCCGCGCCGGCUCUAAGCAACGUGAGUGUGGCGGCACCCAAGAAGGCUAACCAGCCGAAGGCUAUACCUCUCCGCAUCAGGAGCCGCUCAGCUUCUCCGGUCAAGAAGAGAAAAUAAAAUUUAUCGCGUUCCCAGCAUCUGAAAAUGAAAAUUCUAAAGUAGUGAAAAAUCAGAACGUGUUGUAAUUUUUGUGAAAUGUUUAUUUUGAUAGCAUUUUUUUGUAAUAAUAUAUUAUAUUUUUUUAAGUAAA
Plutella xylostella (diamondback moth) is the source of this 687-nucleotide messenger RNA. RefSeq lists its product as uncharacterized. Gene Ontology annotation, cellular component: nucleosome. Gene Ontology annotation, biological process: nucleosome assembly. Lineage: Eukaryota; Metazoa; Arthropoda; Insecta; Lepidoptera; Plutellidae. Gene Ontology annotation, molecular function: DNA binding. The record is from RefSeq and is a predicted model, not a curated record.